UACCACUACUGUGGGCACGGUGAGAUACGCCUCCAUCAACGCUCACCUGGGGAUCGAGCAGAGCCGGCGUGACGACAUGGAGUCUCUGGGCUACGUGUUGAUGUACUUUAACCGCACCAGCCUACCUUGGCAGGGACUCAAGGCGGCCACUAAGAAACAGAAGUAUGAGAAGAUCAGUGAGAAGAAAAUGUCCACCCCAGUGGAGGUCCUGUGCAAGGGUUACCCGGCUGAGUUUUCGAUGUACUUGAACUAUUGCCGCGGCCUUCGUUUUGAGGAGACGCCGGACUACAUGUACCUGCGUCAGCUGUUCCGCAUCCUCUUCAGAACCCUGAACUACCAGUACGACUACAUGUUUGACUGGACCAUGCUGAAACAGAAGGGAGCCACUUCAACUCCCGGUUCCUCCACCAAUCCGAGUGGCUACCCAGAACGGUCCAAAAGCAAAGGAGGGCUCUGAUGGAGGUGGUGAUGCUGGCUACUGGUGGAGCAGCUCACCAGCUCGCUCAC
This is a messenger RNA of Petromyzon marinus (sea lamprey), 507 nucleotides long. NCBI's taxonomy places the organism in Eukaryota, Metazoa, Chordata, Hyperoartia, Petromyzontiformes, Petromyzontidae. The record is from RefSeq and is a predicted model, not a curated record.